UCCUGUCGCCGGCUUGACAGCGGCGGAGCAGCCGGGGCUCAGCGGUGCGCGGAGGGCCGGGUGGAGGUGGACUGUCACCGGCGACGCACGCUCUCAGCAGGCCGGCCGAACAUGCCUGAGCGCCGCGUGUAGACGGCGCACGGAGCCGAGCGGAGCGGAGGGUUUCCCAGCGCACGGACCGCCAGCCAGAGCCGAGGAAGACACGGACGGCAGGAUGUGGCAAGUUUUGGCUUGCGGCGCCGUACUUUUCCCCGGACUGUUCUUCGCCUUCAGGAGGAUCCUGCCGGCCGUUUUCAAGCAGUGGAGCGAUGCCGACGUGGUGCUGGUCAGCGAGAGGCUGGUGUCCUCCAUCCACGCCAUCAUGGCCACCGCGGCAGGAGUCGUCGUCGUGUCCUCGUGCCGGGGAAACGUCAUUAACGACAGGCACUGGCUGGCUACCUACUUUGUCAUCUGGUACGGCGUGCCCUACAUGACAUACGACAUUUACGCCAUGUACCUCAGCCACUUCUACCGCUUCCGAGUCAAAGGGCACGAGGAGUACAAGCAGCACUCCCUGAAGACCGUGAACUCCUUCGUCCGCAGGGAGUUCCUGCUGGUGCUGCAUCACAUCGCCCUGCUCACCAUCCUGCUUCCCGUCACGCUGUUUUUCAGAAAGGACCAGGGGGAUUUCUUCAUCGGCUGCUUGUUUCUGACAGAGCUCAGCACGCCUUUUGUCUCCUUAGGGAAAAUACUUAUUCAGCUCAGCCUCCAGGACUCGUGGCUGCACAAGGUCAACGGCGGCAUGGUGCUGCUCACCUUUUUCAUGUGCCGCAUCGCCCUCUUCCCCUACAUGUACUGGGUGUACGGUCGCCACUACGGCAUCCCGCUGUACAGCGUGCCCUUCCACCUGCCGCUGUCCGCCAACCUGGGCAACUCCUGCAUCCUGGCCCCACAGGUCUACUGGUUCGUCCUGCUUUGCCGCAAGGGCUACCGCCUCUAUCAGCGCAGCCGAUGCAGGAGCGACACGUCUCCCACUUCUGCCGUCACAGACAAUGCCAAGGCCGAGUGAUUUCCAGUCAGUGGAUUACUGGCUUAGUCACACUCUUGGCUGCUAAUGCUACUACUUCUGCAGAGGCACUACUUUUACUUACCAUGUUCCCAACCCUGUAUCGCGACUGUUACUGUUGUUAUUACUGUAGUACACCAGGACUGCCUGCUUCUGUCCCACAGCUCCUCAGCAUUUACAGCGCAUUAUCAUUUCCCUUUGCUGCAAAUCUGCUGCCCUAAUAGACCCUCUAUAUCCAAUCCAGUGCUAGUGAUGUUGGGGUUUUUUUGGAUUUAGUGGAUCUGAACUGGGUCUUGUUGGACACUGAAUCCAUCCACCGCACUGACCAGGAGUCACCGUCGCUCCGCUGAGAAUAAAACAUGGAGUUAAAAAUUCAAGCAACUGAAGAGGAGCUCCCAUGGAGGAGCGGUUCACUCCCUCCUCCUCCUACCCUGUGUUUACAGCCUCCGCCGGUUUGGAAGAUUCAGAAAAAAAAAAAAAAAAUGUGAAAGAGUGGCUGUUUUUAUUUGCAGGUUUUUUAUUUAUUUUUCUUUUUGUGCUUUAGUUUUACAAGUGUGAAGUGUGGAAUAGAUCUGUUUUGAAGUGAUGCACCCCCUAUCCAUUCGCUUAUCGUGGAGACAAGCAGGGGUGAGCAAAGUUAGUGGGCGGGAUGCAAAAAUCCGGAGUGGCUAGAGGUGGCAGUAUUAGUACUGAGAGGGGUGUUAGGCAAUUAAAAAGCAUCAGCACUGCAUGACACCUCAUUUUAGAGCUAAAAAACAAUAUUUUUGCACCAGUUAGAUACAUAUAAUGCAGUUAAUGUGAUAGACUGUGACUGUCCAUCCCUGUUCACUUUUUUUGUAGUUUCCUGUAUGCCGUGUCACCAUGGCAUCAGUUUGCAAAUGUGCAGCUGCAAUCCCAGGCCGAGUUUUUAAUGUUCCUGCCACAUUGUCUCCCAGUCGCCACUUACAAUAAAAGUCCCACUGCUCAGCACUGAUGAGAGAUCACAAAAGGGAGUUGAUCUCUUUCACCAAGUGCUGCAUUCAUGUUCCAUGGGAAAACUGCUAGACCUAAGUUCUACUUUUUGGGACGCAGGGUUUAACAGUUCUGGCAUCACCAACAAGCAAAUACCUGUAGUCGAGUGAAGGAGGUGAUGCAUUCAUUUCAAAUAAAUACAGCGAAAUGAAGGUUUUCAUCACAUAAGUUACAACUCUUUAAAAUAAGAGUUACUCGCUGGAUUUUUGGCUUGUGAUCGACAUUGUUCGCUGCAAAACAUCAACUCUGAUGCUACGUGAGAGAAUAGUCGAGUCAGGAACAGCCAAAGUCAACGGAAAGCUUCAAUUAUUCAAGUUGUUCCCACAGUUAUUCCCAUUAGACUUGAAUGCAGCAUGAGGCUGGAACACAGGCUCCUUUACUGUAGGCCAGAGAGGAGGAAAAAACAAGAGGUGUCACUCUGACUCUUAUUUCCAGACAUGAUAAAGUGAAUAACAAUGCCGAGUGGAGAGAAACAUCAAAGAGCAGAAUCUAAAAAAACAUGUUAACAUGUUUCAAGAUGCCCUUUAUAGAAUUCAACUUAAUAUGGACCAAAUUAUAUCCGAUCUAAAAGUUAUAUUGACAUCCAGAGCUAAACUUUAUGUUUUCAUGAUGAGUUUUUGAAAAUAACAGCUUUGUUUUUGUUUAUGUCAUAUCAGUGGGGGAGGGUUUAUAUCCGCUUUUACAGACCAGAAUGUAGGCCAGUUUGUCUUUUUUUUUUUUUUUUUUUUUUCUUUUGAGUGAGUCAUCUUCUCAUAGACAAUCUUUGUUUGGACUAAACUGAAGCUCUGCAGCAUUGCCAUGGUGACAGACUGAGCUAUUGUAGUGCAGCAGGGAGCAGCACAAAGUCUUUUAGGGUCAUUUGUGGUCAAAUUUAAUGGAUGUUAAAUGUUUUUUUUUUUUUUUUUUUUUUUCUUACCUGCUCAGAGGUCAAGUCUGCCCAUUAAACCAGACAGGGGUGAUGGGAGAUUCCCUUUAAGAUCACAUGGUGCCUGGUUCAACUCAGGGCAAAGGUCAGAGCAAUAAGGUGAGCAUUGGCCCACCGGUGCAAACUCGUGCACAGAGGAUUAAAAUUUCCAAGCAAGAGGUGGCAGGAGGAGUCAUUCCUAAUAAAAUUCCUAAUAAAAUUUAAUGUGAUCCAGUUCCCUUUUGGUUUCCCCCCCGAGGCCCGUAGUAUUUGUUAGUCACCAAAAGGACUGUUGUAUCUUUGUCUAGCUGUUCUGCAGGACAGUGCUUGGUGCUGUCUUCCUCUCAGUGUUACUGAGUGCUGGAUACUGGCUGGAUGCUCCACAUGCUAACUGUUAGCCUCCUGCCAUUGAGCUGGACUUCCCCCCGGCUAACAUUCCCUAAAAAUAACCGUCUUAAUCCGCUCAAAUUAUGAGGUAAACAAAGUUUGAGCUUGAUGAUGCGCAGCAGAAAUUUUAUUGCCUGGAAUAUCAUAUUAUCAUUUGUCAAUGGUAGAGGUAUUUUCUUGUGCUGGUCCUCAGUCGCUACGGUGGCUUGCAGGUGCCUGAAAGGUGUGUGUAAUGUGUGAUAGAGGAGAGCGGAGGAAACGAAGAAGCUAGCCACAGCAUUACUUUGCCAGCCAUGUUUUAGUAAACCGGACGAGGUUGUUAUUGAUGUCCUCCACUAAAAAACUAAUCAUAGAAAACUCAAACAGUCCAUUUCUGUCUCUGUGGUGGAAUUGCUUCUUUGGGUCGGGGUGAUCAGGAUUGAUACUGGAUCUUUCUGGACACUGAUAGCAGGAAAAAUACAGUUCAUUAACAGUAAUUUGAGCAAAUCUAUCGUCUGUGUUUGCUCACUAGUCGCAUGUACAUUUUAGUAUUGGAAAGCGGCACUUGUAACGUGAUGUUAAAUCUCGUUUGAAUGGAUUAAAACGGUUAUUCUUAAGGCUGUUAGCCGGGGGGAAGUCCACCUCAAUGGCAGGAGGCUAACAGUUAGCAUUUGGAGCACCCAGCCAGUAUCCAGCACUCAGUGACACUGAGAGGAAGACAGCACCACUACUGUCCUACAGAACAGCUAGAGGGAACGUGAAAAAAUGUGAUAUUUUUGAAAAUGGUUGAACUGCCCCUUUAACAUGAAGAAUGAGCUUAUGAGAUUCUCAGAAAUGCAAGCUUUAUAGUAAAAAAAAAAAAAAAAAAAUCAGUACGCAUUACAGGCCACACCCUGUGCCCUGGAGAUGUAAACUAUGCAAAGACAUCUUGUUGUACCUUUAAAUCACUUCUGUCACAUGAUGUCAGGGCCCCUUUAAAUUGUAUGGGGCCCUUCAUACACUUUCUGCGAUAUUUACGUGCUCUACACUGUUACACCGGGAUGAUGUUAUUCCAUGCAGCGUGUUGCACUUGAAGAUCUCGUGCUGCGCUCCAAUUCAAGUUGAAAAUCACAAAUUUCAAGCAGGCAGGCAGGAUCGUACCUGAGAUCUGUGUUCUGCUCCAGCUCACAAACUACAGCGGGAGAAUCAACACCUUUUUCCGUGUCCAAAGUUAAAUCCUGUCAUUGUUAUUAGCUGGCUAGUUUCAGUGUUUAACCACGUACCACACAGGCGAUCUUAUGGAAAAUCAAACCCAGGUGUAUUUUGAGCAUUAUACGCUUUUUAAAAGUAAUUCUCUGUAGUUUUUACGGUGCAUGCCAUCAACUGUAUCUCAUGGAGAGUUCAAAUUUCUGACUUUCCUUCAUUUCUAGAACGCAGCAUGGGCACUCCUUUGUUUUAGUCAUCAGUGCGCUGCUGUUGUGUUAUAGCUCCUGUAGUGUUUGUGUGGACUGUGUGGGCAUCUUGCUGUUCGUUCCUGCACGGCACCAGCUGCAAACAGCAGCCUCCUGUGGGUUUUUGGUCUUUGAAAACAGCAAUGGGUGUUUUGUUGCGGGGCAGUGACAAACGGCCCUGUUUGCUAAGCGAUAGAGUGAGGAUGAGGAGGAGAGUGAGGAGAGCGAGCCGCUGAAUGAUGGGCUUGUUUAUCUGCUUUGGCUUAGGCCCAGGACAGAGCUGGACAGAGCAGGACAGGGCAGGCCGUCGGCUUUCUGGAAAUCAUUUCAGCCUCUUUUGUCCCUGGCUGACCACGCCACUGUUACUGGAAACAUCCCAGGUCUUUUGUUGUGCUUUCCACUCUCUCUCUCUCUCUCUCUGUGUUUCAGCCCAAUGCCGCUCUUUUCUGUGUUCUUUUUCACCCCGUCCUCUAAUGCUGUCUCCAGGAAUGUAGUGGUAAAUAAAACGGUGGGUGAACUAUGACCCUCUGAUUAGCUCGACAUCGUCGGCAUAACGGGCCAUCUGAUUAUUACGGCGGGACAUUCGGCAGCUCAAGUGCGCCUUGUGCUUUGAGACUGGCCUCAUUUUGAUCCUUGAAAGACUUUCUAGUGAUGCACGCUGUGAGUUUACCUCAUAACACGGCAGAGUUCACCCACCACUACACCCCUGCCUGUCCCGACCUGCUGUAUCCCGCUGUUUUUUUUUUUUAUGUCUGAAUGAAUUUCCAUCCAUCUCCAUCUUGCUUCAGUCAUAAUUUAUGAUUUUCUCUCUGUAAAUUAGACUAGACCAUCGAGUGUCAGGCCAUUUUCCACUCACAUGGACGUAGCAUGUCGCAGAUUACACUUUUGAUUUGCGGGUGACCCACUUCUCAUCUCGCAUAUUUCGUCCCCUCAAGCUCCUUUGCAUCCCUCCUUCUCUGUCCUCUCAUCACCUUCAGUCAGUCUUUCAUACUCCUCCCACCCGCCAAUACAUCGUGGAAAGAUUUCCCUGCCAGUUGUGCUGCUCGGCAGAUGUGGCGUGGCUGCAGAGAUCCUUUGCUGGCCAGAGGGAUUCCUCUCUCUUCUCUGCUGCCAUCUGUUGUCAGGUUAAUCCGGUUGUCCACUCAGCAGUUUAAAGGCCGGGAUUAAUUUGGCUGGAUGGCCGUUUCCUAAAGAGCGUGUGUGCAUGCUGCUUAAGAGUCUGUUGCCUUGAGGCUCCACAUAUUAUUGAAGUCCUCAACCAACAUGACCUCACCCUCCACUAAAUACACCGCCUCUGUCUGUAUUAUACCGUUAAGACUGGACAUAUGGCUGUGUUUUCAUGUGUUGGGUUAGUGUUAGACAGAGGCUGAUACACUUUAUGGAAGGUGAUUGGUUUGCACUCAAUAUUAUGUGUUGAUAUUUAGUAAUUGAAGCCAUUUUCACACCCCGAAUUUACAUUAUUUCUCCCGAGGACAUCGUUCUUAUUCUGUCUUGUUGAGACCAUCAUUAGACGCUAAAACUCUCCAAUGAAACUCAGCAAUAAAAUCCUUUCAGAGGGGUUGGCAGCUUCCUAAUAUGACUGUCAAUCAGCCACAAGGUGAUGUUUUAAAAAUUUUUUUGAAUCAGAAUAACCAAACGCUCCACAAACUGUGCAGAAAUGUACCCUCUUGACUUUUCAGAGAGUCACUGUAUUUAGUGCAGGUUGUGUAAAAUCCUACAAGGACAGUGGUGUGUGAUCAGUGUGCACCCCUUUAGACGAGCAUCCUCGAUUUGAUGGGCUGUGUUGACGGGCAGUUACCAUGGAGACGGGCUGACAGUCCAUGUUACAGAUUUAUUAUCAUUAUUAUUAUUAUUAUUAUUGUUAUUACUACUUUACAGCAGCAUAUAGGCAUAGCUCCUGGUUUCUGAAUUCAUGAAAAUGGUGUUAUAAAAUACUAAAAACAGAUUUCACACUUUAUUUUCUACACCUUAUUUUGUGUUGUUGUUUUUUUUUUUUUUUUUUUUUCUUCCUGUAAAUUGUGAAAAGAAAAUGAUACUUUUUUUUAGGGAUGUGUGAAGGUUUGGCUCAUGCCGUAUAAUGGAGCUUUCCAUUGACUGUCGGAUGUUCAGACGUCCAAGUCGGAGCUUUCCGCCUCUGAGCCGAACGCGUUCCAUUACAGCCAACGCGGAAGAAAACAUCCAUCUGUCCACACCCGCCAUUAGCUGCUACUAUUAAAAGAACACACCGCUGUAAGCCCACACCUUCUUAAAGUAACGUAAAGAACACUAGAUCGAAGUCGAGCGUGCUUUCAAAUGAAUAUCCAGUUGACAAUGUUCCGACUUAACUUUGCACUUUUCCAUGUAGGACGCCGAAUUUAUCCCGUUUUUUUGAGUUCAAUGGAAAGCCCCAUAAUUAUGUUGCUUCUUGGGCAAAGUGAUGACAUUGUAGGAGCAGCCUCGGUCUGAUUUCUGUGCUGCAGACAUUCCCUCUUCCAGCCAUCCAAACUGCUGGCCUUCAGGAAGGAGCCGUGUUCACGUUGGCAGCGUCGGUCGGCUCCAAAUCUUUUAUUUUUGAUGACGGCGCUGCACUGGCAAAGCUGUACGUCGGUCUAACCCCCGCGUGAAGUGCAGUCGCCUCUGCCUCCGCCGCCAGCAGUCUGGAUCGCUGUCAAGCACAAUUAUCCUGCACAUAAACACAAUCAUGAGUGUGAGAGUCCCACAGUGAGCAUCAUGAACGCAUGCACAUGGCACACAUAUCCAAGCUAUUCUUUCGCACUGAAUAGAUAUUUUUCUAAAGAAUCGUCAAAAUAGAAAGUCUUAACACUCGGCCUCGCAGAAGGCGUCCUCUCUUUGCUCAGGGUUCGAUGAAGAGGUUCACAUUAUGUCUGUAUAUCUUAACGGCUUGUUCCAAGAUGAUGAAAGUGAGAUAUGAGGAAAACCUGGUCUGUUCUGAACACUGUCCCACCUGGAGUGACACUGUUUUCUCCUGUGCAUGUUUUCUUUUCUUUUUCUUUU
Molecule: messenger RNA, 7750 nt
Organism: Myripristis murdjan (pinecone soldierfish)
Lineage: Eukaryota; Metazoa; Chordata; Actinopteri; Holocentriformes; Holocentridae
Gene: tlcd3a
Product: TLC domain containing 3A
Exons: 5
Coding region: 215-1048 (277 amino acids)
Biological process (GO): lipid homeostasis
Cellular component (GO): endoplasmic reticulum; membrane
Source: RefSeq, a predicted model, not a curated record